Solea solea (common sole) is the source of this 2702-nucleotide messenger RNA. It is a transcript of the gene micu3a, whose product is annotated as mitochondrial calcium uptake family, member 3a. The record is from RefSeq and is a predicted model, not a curated record. Gene Ontology annotation, molecular function: calcium ion binding. NCBI's taxonomy places the organism in Eukaryota, Metazoa, Chordata, Actinopteri, Pleuronectiformes, Soleidae. Gene Ontology annotation, biological process: mitochondrial calcium ion homeostasis; calcium import into the mitochondrion. Bases 100 to 1611 code for a protein of 503 amino acids. Gene Ontology annotation, cellular component: uniplex complex. The transcript is spliced from 15 exons.
CAUAUCGUUGAACGCCAGCACAUCUCGCGAUAAACCCGGGGGAAACGCGAUAAUUCAGAGCUGCCCGCAAAGUUCCAUUCAACAGCAGCAGCAGCAGCGAUGGCCGCUUUCCGCAGAGUGGCAGCGCUGGCCGGGAAACUCAACCUCUGGUCGGGGGCGAGAAACGAGCUGGUCGCCGGUCACACGGUCCGUGCAGGGAGGACGCGGGGUCGCGUGGCUGUCGGGAUGUGUCUCGCAACCGGAGGCGCCGUGGCUCUUUACCUGUACAGCGAUAUGUGUAGCAGCAGAGGCAGGAGGAUGAGGAUGGAGAGGCACAGCAUCAACGAUUUACUGCCGUCCAUCCCGACCGUCGAGGCCAAAGACAAGUCACGUCCAUUUGACUUUGAGGAUGGAGACGUGUACAUGUCGUCCCAUGAGCAUCGCUUCCGCAUGUUCAGCUCUGUGGAGUACGACGGCCAGCUGUACAUGACGCCGCAGAACUUCAUCGAGUCUGUCACCAUGAGUGAACCACGGAACAAGAGGCCCUGGAGGUCCUUGACCAAACAGGAGCUGGAGAAGAUCCUGUCAGACACUCCACCAGUAUGGAGAGGAUCAUCCAAACUGUUCCGCAAUACGAGAGAUCGAGGAAUCAUAUCCUACACCGAGUACCUGUUUCUGCUCUGCAUCCUGACAAAGCCCCACGCUGGUUUCAAGAUUGCUUUCAAUAUGUUUGAUGCAGACGGCAACCAGAUGGUGGACAAGAGGGAGUUCUUGGUGCUUCAGGAGAUCUUCCGCAAGAAAAAUGAGAAGAGAGGAAGGAAAGGAGAUGCAGAAAAGUCAGCACAGUUGAGUAUGCAGCUGUAUGGAUAUCAGGUUGCUCCCAUGAACAGCGUGCUAAAAAAAGACAGUCAGGAGUUUGUGGCACGGAGUUACUGGGACGUUCUGAGGCGAAGUGCCAGUCAAGUCCUCUUUUCUGACCUGGCAGAGGAUUAUACCCUCGAGCGGACAGAUGAGACUAUUACGAUCGACACCACAUUACUGGUCCAUUUCUUUGGGAAGAAAGGGAAGGCAGAGCUCACCUUUGACGACUUCUACAGAUUUAUGGAUAACCUCCAGACAGAAGUGUUGGAAAUCGAGUUUCUAACCUACUCUAAAGGAAUGACCACCAUCAGUGAAGAAGACUUUGCCAAAAUCCUGCUGCGCUUCACCAACGUGGAGAACAUCAACGCCUACCUGGAGAAUGUCCGCCAUUGUAUACCUGAUGAGAAGGGAAUUACCUUUGAUGAGUUCAGAUCCUUCUUCCAGUUUCUCAACAACCUGGAGGACUUUGCCAUUGCCAUGCAGAUGUAUAAUUUUGCUUCUCGCUCCAUUGGACAAGAUGAAUUUGCAAGAGCUGUCUAUGUCGCUACUGGCCUGAAGUUGACACGUCACCUUGUCCACACCAUCUUCAAGAUAUUUGAUGUAGAUCACGACGAUCAGCUCUCUUACAAGGAGUUCAUCGGCAUCAUGAAGGACCGGCUGCACAGGGGAGCCAGGGUAAAGGGCCAGCACUACGCCUCUUUCUCCAGCUGCGUUCGUGCUGAGGCCAGAAGACAAGUGAACCACCUCUGGAGGAGGUACAAGGAGAAGUAGGAGAGGAGGAGGACACACCAAUGACACGAAGGAAGGAGAUUAAGCAUAAAAAGAGCCUGAUGACUGAGCUCUAACUUUUAUAGCAACUGUCUAUUUUCAACAUAAAAAAAAGGUGUACAAGCAUGACUACACCACAAACUGACUGAUGCUCUGUAUAUGCUGUAUGAUAAUAAUAAGCAACAUUCCCUCUCAUCUCAACCUUAUUAUUAUUUAUUCUAACUAUGAGUUACAGUGCAACGACUUCAGCUCAAUUGUCCAAGCAUGUCCAAGAUUAUUAUUACCAGCAUAUUUGCAAAUUCAUUGUUUAAGCAAUAUUAUAUGCAGUAAGUAUGAUUACGCAGCAGGCUGUAACUUUUAGGUUCUACCAAGUAAAUCUUCACUUAUUUAAUGAUGGAUGUGACCAAUUACUUAUGAACACUAUGUUCCUCUAAUUUGUUAAACACAUUUAAGAGCACAACAAUAAUGUAAUAACAUAUAUAUAUAUUUAUAUAUAACAUGAUGUUGUCAUCCAAAAUAUGGAUGGUACACAAAUAAAUAUGACACAAAAGUUUCAGAAUAAAAUCACUGUUUUAUCUUCCACUGAAUUUUGAUCCUCUCAGUCUUUUGCUUUACUUUUUAUAUAAUUUAUCUUUUAUUUAUCUAAUCUUAACAUUUCCAGGAAUCACUCUGUAGCUUUUUUUUUUUUUUACACCCAAAAGUAAAAGAACCACAAAACCUGUUCUAUAAUCAGGCUACACUAUAAAUAAUAUGUGUGAUUUGAAUGACAAGACCUCUAAUAUUGCAAUAUGUUAAAAAAUUCUAUUAUAAUUACAUCUGCCAAGGAGGUCAUGUUUUGCCCAUCUUUUGUUUUUCUUGUUUGUUUGUGAGCAGCAAAAUUAAGGACGGGUUUUUAGGACAUUUUCUGGGUGUGUAGGUAAUGGCCCAAGGAAGACGUUAUUUUCUUUUAUUGGUUAUCUAAAUAUUGAUCAACUUUUGAGUGUAUUGACACAGAGGGAAACUUGGUUAAUGUGGAAAUCCCUUGGUUUAUCACAAAUAUAGAGUAUAUUCUUUGUUUUGGGGAAAAUGUAAUCUAAAUAAAAAUGUAUCUAAUA